AUCCGCCAGCAUCUGUCUCAGUCCGUCUCUGUCCGUCCUCUCUGCAGCAUGGCUCCAAAGAAAGUGGAACCAAAGAAGACGGAGGUGAAGAAGGUGGAGCCGAAGAAGGAAGAGCCUCCUCCUCCUCCCAAACCUGCAGAGCCGGAGCCCAAACCUCCGGAGGUCGACCUGAAGAGCAUCGUGGUCGAGUUCUCCGCCGACCAGAUCGAAGAGUUCAGAGAUGCCUUCACACUGUUCGACGAGACGCCUGCUGGUGAGAUGAAGAUUACCUUCGCUCAGUGCGGAGACGUCAUGCGAGCGCUUGGUCACAACCCGACCAACGACGAUGUGCUGAAGCUGCUGGGGAGGCCGAAGGCGGAGGAGAUGAACAGGAAGCUGCUGGACUUCGACAGCUUCCUGCCCAUGCUGCAGCACGUGGCGCGCUCCAAGGAGCAGGGGACCUUCGAGGACUUUGUGGAGGGUCUGAGGGUCUUUGACAAGGAGGGCAAUGGCACCGUGAUGGGGGCGGAGCUCCGCCACGUUCUCUCCACGUUGGGAGAGAAGAUGACAGAGAACGAGGUUGACCGGCUGAUGGUGGGACAGGAGGACGCCAAUGGACACAUCAACUACACUGAGUUUGUCAAACACAUCCUGGCUGGGUAGAACCUACACCUGGGUCCUUCUGAUGGACUGAGGUUCUGUCUCUGAUGGACUGAGGUUCUGUCCCUGAUGGACUGAGGUUCUGUGUCUGAUGGACUGAGGUUCUGUCCCUGAUGGACUGAGGUUCUGUCUGUUGUCUCUGCUGUGUUCAGUGUUCUCUCUAUGUCUGAAAUAAAACCUCUUCAGUCUGU
Messenger RNA from Epinephelus moara (kelp grouper), 830 nucleotides. RefSeq names its product myosin light chain 1, cardiac muscle-like. Gene Ontology annotation, molecular function: calcium ion binding. The record is from RefSeq and is a predicted model, not a curated record. Gene Ontology annotation, cellular component: myosin II complex. Bases 49 to 642 code for a protein of 197 amino acids. Lineage: Eukaryota; Metazoa; Chordata; Actinopteri; Perciformes; Serranidae. The transcript has a single exon.